GGAAUCUGCUGGCUCCGAGUGUAAGCGCCGGUCUCGGAGUUUCGUCCAAGUUUGGGUCCGGAAUCGACUAAACGGGGUUUGUAAAUAAAUCCAGUUUGACCGGAUCUCUGGGUUGCCUGUUCAUUCCUUUUUAUCCAACUGUCUGUUCAUGAUUUAUGUCUCUUCCUCUUCUUUACUCUCAGUGCGCUCUAGUAACCCAUGGCGGGCGCUUCCAUCUCCAAAGUCCAGGUCUUUUGCCACGGUCUCCUGGUUCUCAUCACCUCUCUUUACACCGACAUCCACAACAUUCCACCGCCUGAACUAUUUUCACCUUUAAUCCCUCAAAAGGUCCUCCGUACCUACUCAUCGCUACCAACUCCUACCCAAUACCCUCAAUGGACAGGCACCCCAUUCGGCAAAUGGGAUUACUUCGUACCGGAUACAUGGACAUCGGGUUUCUUCCCUGCUACAUUGUACGAGAUGCACACGCGGCAGACCUUGUGUACUGAAAAUCCGGAUGUGGCAGGACUAGGAAAGGAUUGGUUACAAUUGGGAAGGAAGGCAUGCGAUGGCCUGGCUGCGCUGCCUGGGCGUAACACCCAGGGCCACGAUGUCGGGUUUUUGAGUUUUGCGUUUUUGGAGGAACUGAAGAUAAAUUCUAAAAAUGAAACUGCUAUCGCGGUUGUCAACGGUUUCGCUGCAGACCUCGCGAAUCGCUUCGUUCCUGGUGCCGGUGUUACGCGUAGCUGGGAUAGCGCCGAUUUAUCCCUCGUUCAAGUGAUCAUCGAUAACAUGAUGAACCUCGAGUUACUGUUCGUGUCGGCAGACCUCACUGGGAAUAACACGUUGCGCGAGAUAGCGAUAAGGCAUGCAGAUACAACUAUGAAAAACCAUAUUCGUCCUGAUGGAUCAACAUGGCAUGUCGUUGAAUAUGAUGCCCAAUCGGGACUUGUUGUGUCGAAACAAACGGCGCAAGGAUAUUCUGAUGAUAGUGCUUGGGCUAGAGGUCAGGUCUGGGCCAUCUACGGCUUCUCUCAAAUGUAUGAGCGGACAUCCCAAAAACACUACCUCGUGACUGCUCGAAGGCUUGCAAAUUACUUCCUCACGAACAUUCCUCAAGACGGUAUCGUUCCAUGGGACUUUAAAGCACCGUUGCAAGACCACAAGGUUCCUGGAGGUGUAAGACCGGCUGAUUCCAGUGCUGCGACCGCGGGUGCUACUGCGUUACUGCUGCUAGCCAGUCUGGAGCCCGAUGAUUUGCAGGCGGAGAGAUGGAUCUGGGGAGCUGUUAAAGUACUUCAAAAGAUCACUGAGCUCGCCUGGAGUCCGUCUUGGAAUAGUUUGCUGGCAAACGGGACGGUCAAUUGGCCGAACAAUAAUUAUUUGACUGGAAUUGUUUAUGGUGACUACUACUUCAUCAAAGCUGGUAAUGAACUUGUUAGGCUAGGAUUGGCCAGCUGUUAAUAUCCGAAAUUCUGCUUUCCUUCCGUCGGACUAUGGACAGAUAUUGUACUUUUUACGCUCUUUUCACCCACAAUCUUUUCGCAUCAAGGUACCUACACCUUCCAGUUUUUAUGUGUAUAUUUCCACUUGUGAACUAAAGGUUAUAUUGUCGACUUCCUCAUGACGCGACACGCGU
This is a messenger RNA of Marasmius oreades (fairy-ring Marasmius), 1618 nucleotides long. RefSeq lists its product as uncharacterized. NCBI's taxonomy places the organism in Eukaryota, Fungi, Basidiomycota, Agaricomycetes, Agaricales, Marasmiaceae. The transcript has 6 exons. Gene Ontology annotation, molecular function: chondroitin hydrolase activity. Gene Ontology annotation, biological process: polysaccharide catabolic process. The coding region runs from base 199 to 1443 and encodes 414 amino acids. The record is from RefSeq and is a predicted model, not a curated record.